AUCAACAAGAUAUUUGUACUUUUAAGAAGUUCUAAAUUUGCAUCCUACACUUCAAUUGCAUUUUUUUAGUAUUGUUGAAUGCUGGGUAUGUUAAGGAUAGUGAAGUCAUUUUAAGUGUAGUUAUUGUCACAUGUUGUGUAUUUGCACACUGUUAUGAUCUAUUGAAUUAUUUUAUUCCUUUUUUACUCCAGUGCAUGGACAGUAUAAAUGGGGUAUCCAGGGUGAUUAGGUUCCUCAUCAGGGCUAAGCAGUUUAAAACUUCAGAAGUCUCCCAGUAAGGUCCUUUGAGCUUCCAUUUCCUAUACUCUUCCCUGCUAGAUAACAAUGGAAGUGAUUACAAGGAUGGUUGCAGACAGUCCGGUGGUGAUCUUUAGCCGGACCACGUGUUGCAUGAGCCACACCAUCAAGACUCUGAUAAGUGGCUUUGGGGCUAACCCUACGGUAUACGAGCUCGAUGAAGUUCAGAAUGGGGGACAGAUUGAAAGAGCACUGCAGCAGAUGGGGUGCAAGCUCGGUGUACCGGUUGUGUUCAUAGGGCAGCAGCUCAUUGGGGGUCCUAACCAAGUCAUGUCCCUGCAAGUGAGGAACCAACUUGUCCCAUUGCUCAUCAGGGCAGGCGCUAUAUGGCUGUGAAACCUCAAAAGUUAUUUUCUCUACUCAAAUUGGUACUAGUCAAAGUAAUUUGUACUUCCGAGCAAAACUUAAAAAAUGUAAGUGUUCAAGGCAAGGAGCAGCCACUGAGAGUGGAAUUGCAAGUGCUGCAUAUAAAAGUAUAAAUAAAAGAAUGGUUUGUCUUUGUUUAGCCUUCGCCGAUCUGUGUCAGCCAGGAAAAUUGGAGAAUAGCCUCGACAUUGGUACUAAAAGUCAGCCGACAUUUGUUUUCUCCCACUUCUUUUCU
Hibiscus syriacus is the source of this 898-nucleotide messenger RNA. Its product is annotated as monothiol glutaredoxin-S1-like. The transcript has a single exon. The coding region runs from base 325 to 633 and encodes 102 amino acids. The record is from RefSeq and is a predicted model, not a curated record. NCBI's taxonomy places the organism in Eukaryota, Viridiplantae, Streptophyta, Magnoliopsida, Malvales, Malvaceae.